Molecule: messenger RNA, 3764 nt
Organism: Cololabis saira (Pacific saury)
Lineage: Eukaryota; Metazoa; Chordata; Actinopteri; Beloniformes; Belonidae
Gene: adra2a
Product: adrenoceptor alpha 2A
Exons: 2
Coding region: 438-1703 (421 amino acids)
Biological process (GO): adenylate cyclase-activating adrenergic receptor signaling pathway
Cellular component (GO): membrane
Molecular function (GO): adrenergic receptor activity
Source: RefSeq, a predicted model, not a curated record
CACGGCAGCGCCGGGAUAACGUGAUUAGCGCUCUAUUAAGUCCGCUGCCGAGCACAACUAGAUGCAGCACAGAGAUCAUUGUGAGGAGAGAAAAAGAAGACGCAGAGGAAACGCUUCAUCCGCCACAUGGAUCAUCUCUGCGUCCUGUCGAUUUGCCUGAAGAAGUUACGAGCUUACAGUUUUUUAGAGUCCGUGCGUCUCCGGCACCGGAGAGGUUGUGUCAGCUCUCCUUGUUUCAGAUGAAUUGACUGCCUUGCAAAUAAGAAGGGCUUGUUUUGGAGGAGGCAGCUCAAGAUGGAAAGGAAUAAUCUGGGAAAACCUUAGAGGAGUGGUUGCGUCUCUUCUCAGCCCUGCUUUGAGCUACCAGUUCCGUCCUUUCUGGUGGAUAUUUGUUAACCUGAAGUGAACUCACAAAGGAAGUAGAACACUCUGCUCCAAUGGAGUCUGACAACCACACCAACCAGACUUUGUCAAGUGUGGCCCCGUACAGCGUCCAGAUUGCCCUGCCGAUCACUGUGCUGGUGGGGAUGAUGAUUCUGCUGAUAGUUUUUGGUAAUGUGCUGGUGGUCAUAGCUGUUUUUACAAGCCGGGCCCUUCGGGCUCCACAGAACUUAUUCCUGGUGUCUCUGGCAUCAGCUGACAUUUUAGUGGCCACCCUUGUGAUGCCCUUCUCCUUGGCCAAUGAACUCAUGGGAUACUGGUACUUUGGUGAGGUGUGGUGUGAGAUCUAUCUCGCCCUUGAUGUUCUUUUCUGCACUGCCUCCAUCGCCCACCUCUGUGCUAUCAGCUUGGACCGCUACUGGUCCAUCACACAGGCCAUUGAGUACAACCUGAAGAGAACACCACGCCGCAUCAAGUGCAUUAUCUUCAUUGUGUGGGUCCUUUCUGCAGUUAUCUCCUUCCCGCCUCUGAUCACCAUGGAGAAAGAGAACAGUGAAGAAAUCCCUGUAUGUAAGAUCAACAAUGAUAAAUGGUAUGUCAUCUCCUCCUGCAUUGGCUCCUUCUUCCUCCCUUGCAUCAUCAUGGUACUGGUCUAUGUACGGAUCUACCAAAUUGCCAAAAAGAGGACACGUGCACCACCUGGAGACCGGAAGAGUAAAGAACUGUCCAAACCAGCCGCCAUUGGGGGUGCCGACCUGAAGGAGAAUGGUGUGGGUGAUGCGGAGGAUCGCCUCUGCCAUGAGAAGAUUAACGGCGAACAGGACCUCGAGCUGAAGGAAGGAGUGAGAGAGGAAGAGGGAGCAGAUGAGGGGAAAGGUGAGGUCAAUGGGGUGGAUGCCGAGGAGUCGUCCUCAUCAGAUCACAAAGUGACCAAUCCAUGUUCCAUUAAAAAGAAAGCAUCCAAGGGGAAAACUAGACUGAGUCAAAUAAAACCGGGGGACACAGACGUUCCAAAGCGGGUGCAGAGCAGCAGCAAGGGCAGCCGCUGGAAGGGCCGGCAGAACCGAGAGAAACGCUUCACCUUCGUCCUGGCUGUAGUCAUUGGAGUGUUUGUCAUUUGCUGGUUACCCUUCUUCUUUACAUACAUGCUGAUGACAUUGUGUGAGUCCUGUCCUGUGCCUAUGACCCUGUUCAAGUUCUUCUUCUGGUUUGGCUAUUGCAACAGUGCACUGAACCCCAUCAUUUACACCAUCUUCAACAACGACUUUAGGAGAUCGUUCAAAAAGAUACUAUGCAGGAGGGACGCUAGAAGAUACUUGUAACUCCAUUUACAUUCUUUCUUUCUGUCUACUGUAAAGUGUACAUACAUUGUAAUGCAUAUUUCCCAUUGUGCAUGGACCAGCAGUUGGUGAGCGCUCUCGCUGAACCUGGAGGAGCUUUAAGAGCAGCGGUGGCGCCUCGUCCAGUUAAGCAGAUGAGGAGCCUUAAAAAACAAAACAAAACAACUGGCUGUUACAUUUGUUGUUGCUGAAUAUUGUUCAGAUACACCUACAAUAAGUUGUACAAACAGUGGUGGUCACCAGCCAAAUGUAAAAUUAUUUAAAGCUCUAAGUCAAGUUUCUUCUGCUUCAUGGCUCAGUGGAUUUCUGUCGAAGUGAGCUGUUUUUGUGAUUGGUCAUAAAUAUUUGUAGGUUCCCAGUGUUCCAAGGUUAUAGUGGAUUAUUUAUCGCAUUCAAAUGAGACAGGAUCUUUGCAUCAUCAUGUUCUCUGGCCUUUAAAGGAUACUUUUUUCUUUUUCUUUUUUCCUCAAUUGCUGAGGGACAUGGCGUACAGUCCAUAGACUGUAAAUGGUCUAUGAGGGUGUCAGGGAGCAGGCAGUGAAAGUGAUCAACGGAGUCGGUCAGAUCAGUGCCGUGAUUUUAACCAUUAUUUUAUCGUUGGUGGAAGAAGCAUUUAGAGUUUUUACUGAAGAAAAAUGACCAAAACAACACCAUCACUAUUUUUGCAAUGAAGGUCCUCUCAUUCCUUUUAUGCUCAUGCAUGUAUCUAUACAUACAUUAUAUUACUUGUUACCGAGGACUGGUGACAUGUUCAGGGUGUUCCUUACCUCUUGUCUUCAUGUUAUUAUGAACUAUGAAUAUCGACUCUAUUGGAAUGAAUUGGAGCGUAAUAGAUUUGGUAUAUAAUUGCAGUGAAUUAUCCUUGAUUUAUACUGCAGUGAAUCUGAGUCUUCUGUCCAAAGUACAAAUACAAGUAAAUUGACAUUCACAAGUAAAUUGUCUGAGGACAGAUGGAAUAGACUCGUAACAUCCCCCAGACCCCGCCAGUGUACCUGGACAGGAAGAAACAGGUGCAGAAAAACUAUGAAUGGAUGUUGGAACUGAUUGCCACUCAUUUUUUGAUUCUUUUCUCAGUUAAUAGUCAUGAAAUAGUCUCCCAGCUCAGAAAGACCCCUAUGAUAAUGGUUGCUUUGUCCAAACCUGUAAAUGGAAAGAAUAAUGACAGAAAAAGCAGUAAAAACACAAGAAAUAGAAAUGUCAGGUGAAAAAGCAUAUCAGUGAUUAUUAAGUAAAUUUUUUGUUAAAAAAAAGUAUAACACUUCAGUUUCACUUCUAUAUAAAACGUAGUCUUUAACAAAGCAUUGGAAUUUUAUAAGCUUCAUACAUUUUGUAACUAAACAUAUGUUAAUUGAAUAUGGAGCACAGGUCCUUCAGUGAUGGACCUAAGUUAGGGAUUUAUAUCAAAAUAAUUAGUUACGUACUGUUCUUGCAAUCUGUAAAUUUGUUUCCCCCAGAAUUUGCCAUAAAUAUCAAUAUAUGGGCUUAUUUAAAAAAAGAAAAAGUAAAAAAUAUCCAUGAGCUUGUUCCUGGACAUUUCAAGCUUAUUCAGGGUCACAGUUUAAAGGUUGGUAGUCUGCUUCCACCGCCAGCCGCCACUGAUGUGCAACAUCUUCUUUUUAAAGAACACACACGCCGCAGCUUCGACGCUGACCUAAGUCAUGCAGAAGAAUCACAGCCAGAACAUGUUUUUAUUGUAAAUGCAGUUUUUAAUUUGUAUUUUUUAUUUUUUAUAAAAUAAGUUAACAAAGAUAAGUCCAUGAUAUGUAUUGAAUUUGUAUGUUGUGCAAAAUGACCUGUCUAUUUGUCUAUUUGAAUUGUUAUGGAUAGUAUUGUGCCGUUUUGUAUGAUAUGAAGACAAUGAUGCCUAAGAAGAUGACGGUGAUGAUGACUUGUGGUAAAAAUGCAGACUCUUUAAUGAAUAAAGUGAGCACAUUUUCUGAACGAGCCACAAUGAUCCAUGUGAACCACCAGAUCAUUGAUGUCAUCUCAUUACAGAUGUUUGCUUCUUGACAGCACACAUUCACACACACCAGCAGGCUUUAG